This is a messenger RNA of Cuscuta campestris, 815 nucleotides long. NCBI's taxonomy places the organism in Eukaryota, Viridiplantae, Streptophyta, Magnoliopsida, Solanales, Convolvulaceae. The record is from the annotation of a GenBank genome assembly.
CUCGUGGGGGUGUGUUUGGGACUCCUUGACCUCAACCAAAAGCUUUAACACCGCCUCCUUCUUCUUCGUUCGACCUCUCACCUCUUCUCUCCAGAUUUGGCGUGUCCUUGCUUUUGAGAGGAAGAAAUAAAUGGAUACAAAGGCCGGAGCUUCAAGUUCGGAGGUAGAAGUGAACUGGAAAGAUCAACAGAAUAUCAACGAAUUCAGCAGACUGAACAAUCGUUUCCAUGAGCUAGAAGAUGAAAUCAAAGUUGCUAAGGAAACAACUGAGAAUCUUGAAGAUGCGGGCAACGAGUUAAUUCUCUCAGAUGAGGAGGUAGUGCGCUUCUUGAUAGGAGAGGUUUUUGCACACGUGCCAAGGGAAGACGUAGAGAGCAAGAUAGAGGACAUGAAAGAGGAAACUGGCAAGAAACUGGAGAAACUACUGAAAGAGAAAGCGGCUGUGGCUGCUAAGAUGACUGAGCUGAAAAAGAUUUUGUAUGCCAAGUUCAAAGAUUCCAUCAAUCUUGAAGAGGAUUGACAAAAGAAAAAGGUAUUGCACUCUCUGUAAGUCCUCCACAGUGUCUUCGGAAUGGCGAAUUGCAGUUUUUUUUGCGCAUUUUGCGUCUUGCUGCUUUAUUUUUAGAUUUGAUUUGUAGUAUUUGGAUUCGGCCUGUGAAAUUUGAGCACUCCCUUUUAUCUGGAUUUGUCUAUUGUUAGAAGAAGUUGUACGUCCCAUGUCUUGACAAAUUGUAACGGGUUUCGGAGGAGAAGUGGCCAUUGGAACGAGUGUUCUAAAAACACACUUCAGUUUUUUUGACAUUGGUUAUGGAUGU